This is a messenger RNA of Melospiza georgiana, 1573 nucleotides long. It is a transcript of the gene ST8SIA2, whose product is annotated as ST8 alpha-N-acetyl-neuraminide alpha-2,8-sialyltransferase 2. The transcript is spliced from 6 exons. The record is from RefSeq and is a predicted model, not a curated record. Lineage: Eukaryota; Metazoa; Chordata; Aves; Passeriformes; Passerellidae. Gene Ontology annotation, biological process: N-glycan processing; oligosaccharide metabolic process. The coding region runs from base 38 to 1165 and encodes 375 amino acids. Gene Ontology annotation, molecular function: alpha-N-acetylneuraminate alpha-2,8-sialyltransferase activity.
GGCGCGGAGCGGCCCAGCCCGGCCCAGCCCCGGAGCCAUGCCGCUGCCGUGCCGGGGCUGGACGCUGGCGCUGCUCACGCUGCUCGUCGGUUUCCUCAUCUUCGCCGAUAUCUCGGAGAUCGAGGAGGAGAGCGGGAGUUCUGGAGGCAGAGGUACAAUCAGAUCAGCUGUGAACAGCUUACAUAGCAAAUCUAAUAGAGCUGAAGUAGUAAUAAAUGACUCCUCAUCUCCAGCUGUUGUUGACAGAAGUAAUGAAAGCAUUAAGCACAACAUUAAACCAGCCUCAUCCAAAUGGAGACACAACCAGACACUCUCUUUGAAGAUCAGAAAACAGAUCUUGAAGUUCCUGGAUGCCGAGAAGGACAUUUCAGUGCUGAAGGGGACUCUGAAGCCGGGGGACAUCAUCCACUACGUCUUUGACAGGGACAGCACCAUGAACGUGUCCCAGAACCUGUACGAGCUGCUGCCCCGCACCUCUCCCCUGAAGGGCAAGCAGUUCCCCAGCUGUGCCAUCGUGGGCAACUCGGGGGUGCUGCUCAGCAGUGGCUGUGGCCCUGAGAUUGAUGCUCACAGCUUCGUCAUAAGGUGCAACCUGGCCCCCGUGCAGGAGUACUCCCAGGACGUGGGCAUGAAGACAGACCUGGUGACCAUGAACCCCUCGGUGAUCCAGCGCGCCUUCGAGGACCUGGUGAACGAGACGUGGCGGGAGAAGCUGCUGCAGCGCCUGCACAGCCUCAACGGCAGCAUCCUCUGGAUCCCUGCCUUCAUGGCCAAGGGGGGCAAGGAGAGGGUGGAGUGGGUCAACGAGCUCAUCCUGAAGCACCACAUCAACGUCAGGACUGCCUACCCCUCGCUGCGCCUGCUGCACGCGGUCCGAGGGUACUGGCUGACCAACAAGGUGCACAUCAAGCGCCCCACCACCGGCCUCCUCAUGUACACCCUGGCCACCCGCUUCUGCAACCAGAUCUAUCUCUAUGGCUUCUGGCCCUUCCCCCUGGACCAGAACCAGAACCCAGUCAAGUACCACUACUACGACAGCCUCAAGUACGGCUACACCUCGCAGGCCAGCCCGCACACCAUGCCCCUGGAGUUCAAAGCCUUAAAGACGCUGCACCAGCAAGGAGCCUUGAAGCUGACUGUGGGGGAGUGUGAUGGGGCCACGUAGGCUGGUCCCCAGGCACGUUCCUGCACAGCCACAGGAGGAGGGAGGGGGCAGAAAGGACGAGUGGUGCCUGGCGGGGUUGGUCACCUUCGUUUGGGCGACACAAAUAUAUCUACGUGGUACCUAUUAUAUAUUGACCUGAGUGUUAUAACUGUUUGGUGUUCACCAAGGGAGGGGCAGGAGAGAUGCAGGGGCGUCUCACAGGACUGGCCUGGGCAAGACCCCCCCUUGCUGUGGGGCUUGCUGGACUCGAGGGGUGUUUGCCUUGCACGGGAGAGGUGUGGAGGUGGCCUUGGUUCCUGCGGGGUGUUGGGGAUGGUGACCGUGAGCCGUUUGUCGUGACUGGUGCCAGGUUGGUAGUUAGUUUGUUUGGCCAAGGGCAGCGAGGUGUGUCCUUGGCCCCGUGCUCGU